AUGGGUAUUUGUAAAUGUAAAAAGAGAUCAGAUGAAUUCUGUUAUUUACACAAAAAGUUUAUAUGUGAUGGUUGUGUAGUCACUGAUCAUCCAACUUGUCAUAUAGGAUCAUAUGUAGAUUGGUUAACAGAUAGUGAGUUUGAAGAGUCGGUAUGUGGAGUAUGCAAAGGUGAACUAUCUAAAGAGAAUUCUGUUCGUUUGCUAUGCUAUGAUCUAUUUCAUCCAGAAUGUAUUGAUGUAUAUGCAUGUUCAUUACCUGCAACAACUGCACAAGCUGGAUAUGCUUGUCCGACAUGUAUGAAACCAAUAUUACCACCAAAUGAUAAAGUAGAUGGAUUGUCUAGAAGUAUUAGAAAGACGUUUGGAGUCUCUUCAUGGGCGGAACCAUUCCUUGGAUCUGCACACAAGUUGCAGGUAAGUCAUCCAGGUUCGGCGAUGGGUGGCAAUAGUACUGGUGCGACGACUACAGGUAGCAACGGCGGUACUAAUAUUGGUAGCAAUGGAAGUAAUAGUAAUCAUUUAACAUCACCCAGUUCCAAUCCGACAUCACCAACCACUUCACAUGUCGAUUUGACCUCGCUGACGGGUCAGAUCAAUCAAUCGCUACUCGAAGAGACACCGCCACUCGCACAUCUAAAUAACAAUCCGUACGGACUUGCUAUCAGAAAGCCACAACAACCAUCAUCAAAGAAUGAUACUGUCAUUCAAUUUCAAAACAACCAGAUCGACGAUGAAGAAGAUAAAUAUAACAAGAAGAGUUUGAUUUCACUAAACAGUAUUUCAAGGUUUAAAGAUGAGAACAAGAUUAGAUUUUAUUUGAUAGUUAUAUUUAUGAUUGCUGGAUUUUUAUAUUUAGUCGUUAGAAUGCGGACUCCCACAGAAGAAGGUUUGAUUGAAGAAUAA
Molecule: messenger RNA, 903 nt
Organism: Heterostelium album PN500
Lineage: Eukaryota; Evosea; Eumycetozoa; Acytosteliales; Acytosteliaceae
Product: zinc finger protein-like 1
Exons: 5
Coding region: 1-903 (300 amino acids)
Cellular component (GO): Golgi apparatus
Source: RefSeq, a predicted model, not a curated record